This is a messenger RNA of Mesorhabditis belari, 1911 nucleotides long. NCBI's taxonomy places the organism in Eukaryota, Metazoa, Nematoda, Chromadorea, Rhabditida, Rhabditidae. The record is from the annotation of a GenBank genome assembly.
AUGGAUCGACUCUUGCGUCUCGGAGCACAUGCUUUACAGGCAAAUGCAACACCGACUGAUUCGAAUCAAGUGGACACUUCAGAGACUGUCUACAUCUCAUCACUGGCCUUGUUGAAAAUGCUCAAACAUGGCAGAGCAGGAGUUCCAAUGGAGGUGAUGGGUCUAAUGCUGGGUGAAUUUGUCGACGACUACACUGUAAACGUCAUCGAUGUUUUUGCAAUGCCUCAAAGCGGAACGGGUGUUUCUGUGGAAGCGGUGGAUCCUGUUUUUCAAGCCAAAAUGUUGGAUAUGCUAAAACAAACAGGAAGGCCAGAAAUGGUUGUUGGGUGUCCCUCGAAGAGGGAGAAAAUGUCGGAACGUGAGCUUGAGAUCAAGAAUGUCGGAAAAAUGGAUCCCAAGCGUCAUUUGGGAGAAUUGGUGAAUCAACUUAUGGCUGACAACCUCGUGCAAGGCCUUUGCGGAAUCAUCGAUGCUGAAAGCUUUGAGCUGGCUGGCAAUGUUAAAAAAGUCGGUGAAAAGGUGCAAAAAUGGAAAGCCAGUGACCGGGUUUUGGUGUUACGGAGACAUGGAACGGGCGGUUUUGCCGAAGAAUGCAUUGUUAAGGAACACGAUUUGAUUUACAACUUACCGUUUUCUAUCAAUUACGAGACAGCGGCAGCUGUAGCAGUCACCUAUGGAACAGCCUAUGUUUCUUUGGCAAAUAUGGCUCGUGAAAGACAGGGGAGUUCUGUUCUGGUCCUCUCCGCUCGUGGUACUAUGGGAUUUGCUGCAAUUGAUCUAGCUCAAAACGUUUUUGCUGCUCAAGUCUUUGCCGCUUCGGAUGACGAAGAGAAAUUAGAAAAACUUCGGACCACUGGAGUGCAGCGAACGAUCAACUGGGAGAAAGAAGAUUUGGUUAAGGUGAUUCGCAAAGAUACUUUCAAUGAAGGUGUAGACGUGGUUGUCGAUACUGUUGGUGGAAAAGUCUUUCACACAGCUUUGGAAUCGCUGAAGAAAGGUGGUCAUUUGGUCUCGCUCUCGUUUGCAUCUGGCGAAAUUCCUUCAGUCUCAUUGUUAGAUCUACAUCGGUUACAAGCAACUGUAACAGGUGUGUGGUUGGGUGGACGAACGGCUUCUGAAAUUGAUGCGAUAAUGUCGACGAUUAUUGGACUUUUUGACGAAGGCUACUUGAGUGCUCGAAUAGAAGCUAAAUAUGGUCUCGAUCAGGACGUUUUAGAUGUUAAGGAGGUUAUGCACGAAAACAAUAUGCACAAGGCGAUUGUGGAGCCUGGCACCUCGUCUCUAGAGUUUUACGUUUUGACGGCAAAACCAAAUCAACUCCAAGUCAGAUGCCAUUCAAGAUUUGUGAUUUCCAUGGAGAAAGCUUUGAAUCAUCUUGAGAAUAUCGUUUACGCUAGACAAGCUCGAAAUGGAGACCGAUUAAAAAACGCACAACGGUUACGAAGUCAGAAACGAGACGAGCAAAACGAAAAAACGACUUCUGAAUCCGAAGAAUCGAGCGAUAAUAAAGACAAGGAGGAGAACGAGCAAGAGAAAAAAGCCGAGGAAAUGGCGAGGAAAAUAUCAAGGUUAUUUGCGGUCGCCCUUUUCUGUGCGGGCAUUCUCUACAUGAUCAACUCAUCGGGUGAUAUUGGGAACAGUGUCGAUGAAAUUUCGUGGACCACAUUCACCGAGCAGAUGUUACCAACAAAAGCGAUACGAGAGAUUGUCGUUUUCAACGAGAAAGAAAUAGCUAUUCUGCACAUUUGGAGCGAUGCUCGAGGACUGGAUGGAGAAAAGUUGAAACCAGUCUACAAACUUCGGGUUCCCUCGAUAAGUCGGCUUGAAUCAGAGCUUCGAGCCGCUGAAGCCGCUCUAAACAUGCCGCCCGAAUAUUGGAUUCCCGUCAAAUAUAAACGGCUUGAUGAGAUG